This is a messenger RNA of Sorghum bicolor (sorghum), 1075 nucleotides long. RefSeq names its product 3-hexulose-6-phosphate isomerase. The record is from RefSeq and is a predicted model, not a curated record. Gene Ontology annotation, biological process: carbohydrate derivative metabolic process. Gene Ontology annotation, molecular function: isomerase activity; carbohydrate derivative binding. Lineage: Eukaryota; Viridiplantae; Streptophyta; Magnoliopsida; Poales; Poaceae. Bases 283 to 924 code for a protein of 213 amino acids. The transcript has a single exon.
AUAGAUUAAUUCAGUCAAACAGUGUUUGGCACUAAGUGGGUGUUUGACACUGCUCCACAAACUCCACUAUGGAGCAGCUCCACAAAAAACGGGAGUUCGUGGAGUACCUCUUGAGGUGCUCUUACAACUUCACCUUUUUUCUCGAACUGAGUGCGUGGAGCUGAAACAGUUUGACUAAAAACAUGGAGCGGAGCUGGGAAAACGGAACAAGGGCCAAGUUCCAAUCCGCCACGACGACGAGAGAUUCGGAUAAGCCACAGCCCACAGGCGCGCGCGACAACAAUGGCCGGCAGCGACACCGCCGCGGCCUCGGCGCAGGCGGACUCCGCCGCCGCCAUCUGCGCUCAGAUCGCCUCCGUCUUCUCCGCGCCCUCGUCGCCGCACCCGCCCGCGCGCUCCGUCCUGGUCUCGGAGCUCGAGGCCGCGUCCUCCCGGGGCGGCCGCGUGUUCGUGCACGGCGUCGGGCGGGAGGGCCUCAUGAUGCGCGCGCUCUGCAUGCGCCUGGCGCACCUGGGCCUCCCCGCGCACUGCGUCGGCGACGUCACAGCGCCGCCCGCGGGCGCCGGAGACCUCCUCGUGGCCUCGGCGGGGCCCGGCGCGUUCUCCACCGUGGACGCCAUCUGCGGCGUGGCGCGCGGCGCCGGCGCGCGCGUCCUGCUGCUCACGGCGCGCCCCGACGGGGACUUCCCGCGGCGCCAGGCCGACGUUGUGGCGCACCUCCCCGCGCAGACCAUGGCGGACGACGAGGUGGGGCCGGGGGAGACGGAGACGGAGAGGUCGCCGCCGGCGCGGGCGAAGCUGCCGAUGGGCAGCCUGUACGAGGGAGCUAUGUUCGUGCUGUUCGAGAUGGUGGUGCUGGAGCUCGCGCGCGUCUUGGGCCAGAGCUCGGCCCAGAUGAGGGCCCGCCACACAAACUUGGAGUAGUGUUGAGCAACUACAGAGCGUCACUGCCAAAUGAUGGUAGAUAGCCUUUCAGCGGUUUAUAAGACGUUAUAAGUACGUUGUAAAAUUGAUACUCCUACAUAAUGUUUGCGUUAUUUAUGUAAUGGAUAUCGACAUUUAACUGGAUUUGAUA